Helianthus annuus (common sunflower) is the source of this 2058-nucleotide messenger RNA. Its product is annotated as protein FAR1-RELATED SEQUENCE 5-like. The coding region runs from base 253 to 2058 and encodes 601 amino acids. Lineage: Eukaryota; Viridiplantae; Streptophyta; Magnoliopsida; Asterales; Asteraceae. Gene Ontology annotation, molecular function: DNA-binding transcription factor activity, RNA polymerase II-specific. The record is from RefSeq and is a predicted model, not a curated record. The transcript has 3 exons.
UUUGGAGAGUUAUUUAGAAGCAGUGAAUCAACUGAAAAAAAUUGUUCGGUUUUUCAGCACUAAUAAAAACCUUAAGAGCAGCAUUGGAGUGAUUACCCAUUCUACAACUUUGCUUCAAAAGGCUUCGUUAAUGCUCGAGGAAGAGUUCAGGCAGCUAUUACAUGCUUGUUCAAAGAGUGAUUACUCAUUCUACAACUUGUUCAAAGAGUGAUCUAUUUAUGUUUAAUCAUAGCAUUCAGAAAAGUUAAAGAGAUGUCUGGAUUUUCAACAGAUCAGGUGUUCAAGUCUCGUGAAGAGUUGAUGGAAUGGGUUAGAAACACCGGACGUAGUCUUGGUUACGCUAUUGUGACUAAAAGAUCGAAAGCUAAAAAUGGCUACGUGUCUAAAGUUGUACUUAUGUGUGAUCGUGGUGGUGUGUAUAAAUCAGAUAAAGAUUCAAGUAGAGAGACCGGCACUAGAAAGAUAAAUUGCCCGUUUGAAAUGGUAGCGAAAUUUUCAAAAAAGAAUGGUUCUUGGACGUUAAAAGUAAAUCCUGGUGAGCAUAAUCAUCCACCCGGAGAAUAUAUGGAGGGACACCCAAUCCUCAAACGAUUGACACCUAAUGAACACCAAUUGGUGGCAGAGUUGACGGGGAAGGGUGUGUUCCCAAAAGAUAUUUUAGGUGUUAUCAAGGAGCGUGAUGAAAAUAAUGUCUCUACAAUUAAAAACAUAUAUAACGCACGUGAUAAAAUUCGAGCAACGGAUCAUAAAGGGAAAUCUUUGAUGGAGGUGCUAAUGUCUCAUUUAAAUGAUAAAGGGUAUACUUUUGAAAUUUCUACCAAUAGAGUUUCAAACAUGUUGGAAGACUUAUUCUUUGUUCCUAAAAUCUCAUACAAGUACUUCCUUGAUUUUCCACAUGUGUUGCUUAUGGAUGUCACAUACAAUACGAACAAGUAUAAAUUGCCUUUUCUUGAAAUUGUUGGUGUAACUUCUACCAACAAGACAAUCUCCAUAGCUUUUGCAGUUAUGCGUAAAGAAACAGAGGAGAAAUAUCUUUGGGCAUUAAACUGUUUAAAAUCAACUCUAGAUGAGAGGAGCAUGCAACAACUACGUGUUAUAGUUACGGACAGGGAGUUAGCUCUGAUGAAUGCAUGCGAGAAAGUUUUUCCGAAUGCUACCCGAUUACUUUGUAGGUGGCACGUUUCUCAAAGUAUAUUUAGAAACUGCAAAUCAUUUUUCGCCACGGAUCAUGAUUGGAAAAUCUUCAAUACAAUGUGGAAUGCACUCGUUGGAUCUCAAACGUGGACAUCAUUCCUCCAAAAUUACAAGCAACUUCAGUCAAUGUUAAUACAUCAUCAAGGUAUGUAUUAUUACUAUAAUUUUGUUAGUAUUAUUGUUACCAUCGUUAUCAUCAUUAUUAUCUUUGCAGAUGUUUUGGAUUACUUGAAUAGUACUUGGUUAAACAAGUAUAAAGAAAUGUUCGUGUCCGUAUGGACUAACGAAUGCUUACAUUUCGGAAAUCAGACAACUAACAGAGCUGAAAGCCAACAUGCCAAGCUAAAAAAAUUCUUGAAUUCAGCAAAUUGUACCUUAGAUAAGAUUGUUCGUCACAUUGAUGAAGUAGUGAACUCGCAAUAUACAAUUGUUAAAGAUAGCUUCGAAAAAAGUAGAACUGUUCUAAUGCAUAAACACAACCUACCAAUGUUGAAGCUAUUACAUGGCUCUGUUUCUCAUGAAGCACUUGAUAUAAUAAUAGCAGAGCGUCAUUUAAAGCGUUCACAUUGUCGUUGUCAAGUUCGUAAGUGUUAUGGAUUACCAUGUGCUUGUGAAAUCUCAAAGUAUAAGAAAGCAGGUCAAUCUAUUCCUUUAGAUUCGGUCGAUGAAUUUUGGAGGAAACUCGAGUUACCAGUAUAUUGUGAGGAUAUUACUUGUGACGUCGAGUUGGAAAGUUUUAAACAAGCCUUCGAUAAUCGAUCCAUGCCUGGAAAGAAAAGUUUACUACAAAAGUUAAAAGCAUUAACCAAUCCAAGUAUACCUUUUCUUGAAGAGCCUGAUGUUAAAAAAAAUACUCGUGGAUGA